This is a messenger RNA of Linepithema humile (Argentine ant), 1940 nucleotides long. Its product is annotated as probable cytochrome P450 6a14. Gene Ontology annotation, molecular function: heme binding; oxidoreductase activity, acting on paired donors, with incorporation or reduction of molecular oxygen; monooxygenase activity. The record is from RefSeq and is a predicted model, not a curated record. NCBI's taxonomy places the organism in Eukaryota, Metazoa, Arthropoda, Insecta, Hymenoptera, Formicidae.
AACUGUUCGUGCAUUUACAUGGUAAAACAUUCUAUGGAAAACAUUUUAAUAUUUCAUAGUAAAAUCAUUUAUUGCUCCAGUAUAUAUUAUAAAAGUGAUUUUUAACAAAUAUUUUUUGUGUGAUAACAAAAGUAUUGAACCUUUAUAGAAUUAUACAAAUUCAAUAAAGUGCAAACGUAACGACUCGUCUCGAUAUUCAGUAUCGGAUACAUUUGAGUGAAGCAACAAUUGGAUUAAUAAUAACAUAAAUGUUUUAAAUAUUUACCUUUCAGAUAAAAUAAUAACAAUGUUAAUCGAAAUAUUAGUUACGAUUAUUAUAACUUUUUUAAUUUUUACAUAUUUUUACCAUAAAUACGUGAUUUCGAAUUUCUGGCGUAAAAAGAAUGUGUUUUAUGUUGACCCGAGCGCAGCUAAAAACUACAUGGCUGCUUCCUUUGGACAAGUAGCAUUGGGAGAAUUUUUCCGUGAUGUUUACUUGAAAUAUAAAGAUCACCAUGCAUUUGGAAUGUGUAUGUAUUUCAACCCAAUGUUAAUGGUUGCCGAUCUCGAUUUCAUUCGAACGGUGUUAACAAAAGAUUUUUCAAAUUUUCACGAUCGUGGCAUGUUUUGUGACGAAAAACAUGAUCCACUAUCUUGUAAUUUGUUUAAUCUCACUGGUACAAAAUGGAAGAAUCUGCGCAUCAAGAUGACGCCAAUCUUCACUCCAGGAAAAAUUAAGCAACAAUUCCCAUACAUCAAUGAAAUUAGCCAGCGCCUUGUAAAAUAUUUAGAAAAGGAAGCUCAAAUGAAAUCUACCAUAGAAAUGAAAGAUUUGUUUGAAAGAUACACAACUGAUGUAAUUAUGUCAACGGUUUUUGGAGUGAAUUCCGACUGCAUCGAAAAUCCGAAUAACGAGUUCGGACACUGGAAACGAAGAGUCAUAGAACCAAGUCAACUUCGUAUCGUACUCUCUGCUUAUGCUGCUAAAAUUAUAAAAAUUUGGCAGUUUUUAUCUAUCCCUAUCACACCCAAUGACGUUACAAACUAUUUUAUAAACCUGUUUCAAGUCAAUAUGGAGAACAGGAAAGCCCACAAUAUUGUUAAACAGGACUUUUUGAAUCUCCUAAUACAACUUGUGGACACAGGCUACAUUAAAUCUGAUGAUGUCAAAAAUACCGUAGAUAUGUCUUCAAUCGCGACUGAAAAACUUACGAUGAUAGAAGGAGCUGCGCAAGCAUUUAUCUUCUUUAUAGCUGGUUAUGAAACUUCUGCGACGACGGCGUCGAAUUGUAUGUAUGAAUUAGCUCAAAACCAAGACAUUCAAGACAAACUGCGUAAUGAGAUCGACGAAAUAAUUAAAAAGCACAACGGACUAAGCUAUGACGCGCUAAAUGAAAUGACAUAUCUGCAUAAAGUAAUCAAUGAGACUAUGAGGAAAUAUCCGCCUGUUCCGUCGAUACACCGCAUCUGCACCGAAGAUACAAUAUUUCCGCCGAAUAUUCAGGUGUCAAAAGGAACUGCCAUUAUUAUACCAGUAUUUGGACUCCAUCGAGAUCCGUUGAUCUAUCCAGACCCCGAUAAAUUCGAUCCCGACCGCUUUAACGCAGAAGAAAUAGCAGCCAGACAUCCUUAUGCGUAUUUACCUUUUGGAGAAGGACCAAGAAUUUGCAUAGCUGCAAAAUUGGGCUAUUUGCAAACAAAAAUUGGUAUUAUCAAUGUUUUAUCGAAAUACAAAUUCAAACUUGCUCCCCAAACUCCGGUUCCGCUAACAUUCAAGUCCGCGCCUAUUGUUCUAAGGGUUAAAGAUGAUAUACAUGUUAUAAUUGAGCCGCGGUAAAUUGGUAAUUGUGUAAUUAUUAGAAUUAUAUUAUUGAAAGAGAUAUAAAGAUCGUCCUGAAAAAUCUUUUACAUGUAUUAAUAUACACUGUACAUUGCUUCGAAAUACACAUUAUCAAAAGUUG